AUGCCGCUGCUGCGGAGACCCCCGGCGGAGCCCCCCGCGGACCGGGACCCGUUCUCGGCGGACCCCGAGGGUCGCCGCCGCCGCCGCGCCACCCUGGGCGGGCUGGACGCGGGGGCGGCGCGGAGACCCCCGGAGGAGGCGGCGGGGGCCGGGAACAAGCGGGGGUCGCUGCUGAGGCUGGCGCUGGGUACGUGGGGACAGCGCGGCACCGAGAGGGGGGCGCCGGCCGAGGCACCGGCGGGGGGCGGCGGCGAGGGAGCGGCGGGAGAGCGGCGGGAGAGCGGCGGCAGAGAGCGGGACGGCGGCGGGAUGGAGCGGGAGAGCGACCGGGAGCCGCUGUCCGUGCUGGAGAUCCUGGAGCUCAUCCAGCGCCGGCACCUGGUGGCCGCGGACGCUCAGAUCAUCGCGCUGGAGGCCGAGUGCUCGCUGUCCCCCUCGCCGCCUUCCUCCCCAUCCCCGCCAUCCUCCUCCUCCUCCUCCUCCCCUCCGCCGUCCCCGGUGCCCUCCGGCGGCCGCCGCGCCCGGGACGUGGCGCUGCUGUACCGGGCGCUGCUGUCGCAGCUCUGGGCCGUGGUGGCCGAGUCGGUGGCGGAGCCGCCGCCCGCGCCGGCGCCGCUGCGCGCCGUGGUGGCCGUGCUGGAGCAGGAGGAGGCGGCGGACGCUCGGUGCCCGCCGGGGGCGCGCCCGGGGCGGCCGCGGGCGCUGCGGCGGCGCUGGGGCGAGGCCGUGGCCCGGGCGGCCGGGGAGCGGCUGGCGCGGGCGGCGCCGGCGGGCGGGCUCGGGGCGCGGCUGGCCGCGCUGGCCGCCAGGGUGGUGGGCGACCUGGGGGUCGUGAGCGGCCGCGUGGCCCCCGAGUACCCGCCCGAGUGGGGGGCGGCGGGGGUCUACGCCCGCGGGUACCACCGCGCGCUGGGGCAGCAGGUGCGGGCGCUGGCGCAGCGGCCGCUGGACGUGGCGGAGAUGUACCUGCUGCUGGACUGGCACAGCAACGCCUACCCCAGCAACGCCUACCCCAGCAACGCCUACCCCAGCAACGCCUACGCCAGGGAGGUUUUGGGGCACCCCGAGGUGGGGGCGCUGCUGCGGGCGCAGGAAUUGGGGCCCCUCCUGCCCCCCGAGACCCAGCGGGACCUGGAGAGAUCCUGCAUUGCCGCGGUGAAGGCCAAGGUGGAGGUGGCCGUGGCGCAGGAGCUGCAGCUCAGCGAGGACAGGUGGCCCGAGGACGUCACCAGCCAGGACACGGAGGACGGGCUGGCCACGCGUGUCACCGGGCUGCUGCGGGCGCACGUGGACCGAGCCCCCCAGGUGACCCCCGAGUUCGGCCGGGAGAUGGCGCACAGCCUGCUGGGAGUGCUGGUGACCUUCCUGCACAGCUUCCAGCGCAGGGUGGAGCGGUUCCUGGACGCCCCCGGCGACGCGCCGCCCCCCGAGGCCACCCCCGGCCGCGCCAUCGCCCUGGCCAACUGCUGCCCCCCGCUCAGGGCGUUGGCGGAGCGGCUGGCGCAGGGCGGGCGCGCCGAGAGCGAGGAGCCGCGGCGGCAGGCGCACGCGGCGCUGGACAGGGUGACCCGGGCGUGCGGCCGCCUCCUGACGCGGCGGCUCUUCGAGGAGCUCAAGCCGCACUUCGGGAAGCUGAUGAAGCGCCGGUGGCUGACGAGCUCGGACGCCUUCGACGCCAUCGUGAUGCUCGUGACCGGCUUCGCGCAGACCCUGCGGCCGCUGCACCCCGAGCCACACCAGGCGCUGGUCAGCGAGCUGCACCGCCGCGUGCUCAUCGAGUACGUGCGGCCGCUGCUGCAGGGGCGCCUGGUGUGCGCCUCGGCCAAGGCGCGCGCCCGCGUGGCCGCCCGGCUCGGGGACGAGGCCCGGCAGCUCCGCGAGCUCUUCACGCGCCUGGACUCGGCGUCGCCCUGGCUGCACUCGGUGGUGCCGCGGCUGCGGGAGCUGCUGGUGCUGGAGGACACGGCCGCGCUGCAGAUGGAGGUCGGGGCCCUGGCCAGGGACUUCCCCGACGUCCGGCGCAGGCACGUGGCGGCGCUGCUGGACGCGCGGGGCCUGCGGGCUCAGGGGCCCCGCCGGGAGAUCCUGGGGGUGCUGCAGGACCUGGGGGGGGGCUCGGAACCGGCCCCGGGCCCGGCCCCGCCCCGGUGCCGAACGUUCUUCGCCGAGCUGGCGGCGCCGCGCCCGGUGCGCUGCCUCCCGUUCCAGCUGCGGCUGCCGCGGCUGCCGCGCCGCGGCCCCGCCCGGCCCCGCCCGUGA
This is a messenger RNA of Melozone crissalis (California towhee), 2259 nucleotides long. Its product is annotated as exocyst complex component 3-like protein 2. Bases 1 to 2259 code for a protein of 752 amino acids. The record is from RefSeq and is a predicted model, not a curated record. Gene Ontology annotation, molecular function: SNARE binding. NCBI's taxonomy places the organism in Eukaryota, Metazoa, Chordata, Aves, Passeriformes, Passerellidae. Gene Ontology annotation, biological process: exocyst localization; exocytosis. Gene Ontology annotation, cellular component: exocyst. The transcript is spliced from 15 exons.